Molecule: messenger RNA, 2244 nt
Organism: Penaeus vannamei (Pacific white shrimp)
Lineage: Eukaryota; Metazoa; Arthropoda; Malacostraca; Decapoda; Penaeidae
Source: RefSeq, a predicted model, not a curated record
GUUUACUAAGAUCAGCUGACACGCAAGGUCCACGUGCGCGGAGGUCAGGUGCACCUAGUAACAACCGAUUCAAGGAUCACUCAGGCAUAAUAUUUCUGCAGUUGUGAUCAAGUAUCAUGUUCCAGUUUAUGAAAUUUAGUCGUGCCUUGAUGGGCUCCCAAACUCUCCGACCUUAUACAGUAGGAAGGUACAAUCUUCGCAACAAGUCAUCCAUCCUAGCUGUGAGCCGUGAGGUGGAAUUGGCAUUGUCAGCUCAAGAACCUGUUGUGGCACUAGAAUCCACUAUCAUCACCCAUGGCAUGCCUUAUCCUCAGAAUUUGGAAACAGCUGUAGAGGUUGAACAAAUUAUUAGGAAAGAAGGUGCAGUCCCAGCAACUAUAGCUAUAUUACGGGGACAAGUUCAUGUGGGUUUGUCUGCAGUCGAGUUAGAGACCCUUGCUGAGAAGAAGGAGCCUUGUGUUAAGACAUCAAGAAGAGAUUUUCCCUUUGUCUUAGCAAAGGGUCUAAAUGGAGGCACAACAGUAUCAGGAACGAUGCUUGUUGCACACCAUGCUGGAAUUCCAGUCUUUGUGACUGGUGGCAUAGGGGGUGUUCACAGAGGAGCUGAAAACACACUGGACAUUUCGGCAGACUUGACAGAACUUGGUCGCACUCCUGUUGCAGUUGUUUCAGCUGGAGUGAAGAGCAUUCUAGAUGUAGAAAAGACUCUGGAGUAUUUAGAGACACAGGGUGUAUGUGUGUCAGUGCUAGGAAGUGACAACCGAUUCCCUGAUUUCUUUACUCGAGACAGUGGAUGCAAAGCCCCAUGUCAUGUUGAAACCCCUCUCAUGGCAGCUCACAUGAUGAAUAAGUGGCAGGAGAUGAAGAUAAACUCAGGAAUGCUGAUUGCUGUACCCAUACCAGAGGAACACCAGGCUGAGGGGAAACUCAUUAAAGAAGCAAUUGAUAUAGCAGUGAAGGAGGCAGAGUUAGCAGUGUCUGGGAGGGAAGUGACUCCAUUUAUUCUCCAGAGAGUCUUUGAGAUCACAGGAGGACAGAGCCUCAAGUCGAAUAUUGCUCUUAUUAAAAAUAAUGCCAAGGCAGGUGCACAGAUUGCUGUAGAACUUGCCAGGCUUAAAUCAUCAACAUCAAGUUUUUUACCACCAACGGACUCUCCCACAAAGAAAUCUGGAACUUCAGAGCAAGGAAGACCUGUAUGUUUUAAGGAUGAUGGUUAAAGUUUGAUUAUGUACUGGUUUUGAUGAUUUGGGGAUUAUGAAUGUUAAGCCAAUCAUUAUGGAAAUAGUAAUUUUACUUUCCUUACUCUCUUUCUCUCUCUAAGAACAAGUCUGUAGAUGACAUUUUUAUUUCUCACCAUCUGAGUGAGAAUUAUUUAAUGUAAUGCUUAGUGUCAUAUAUCAUGUAUGAUCCUGAAAUUGAUUUACUGAAGUAAUGGGUAUAAAAAGAUGGUUAGAUUUACUGUUCUCUGUAUUUUUUGUGGUAUAGCUUAAUCUUUUAUUUAUGUGACACAAGUCAGGGUAUUUCUGUGAUAUUACUUGUAGUUAUUCUGGGCCUUUGAUGUACUAUAUAUGGGGUAAAUUUCUUUCUUUAUUAACAAGGUAUACAGUAAACUCUUGUAAAGCAAGGCAUGCAGGAUAUUAAGAGACUGAGAUUGAAAUAAAAAGAGUUUUGGGUUAUCAGUGUACAGUUUGAUUAAACCUGAACUAAAGUCAGAUAGAGAAUGCAUAACACUUUAUAUCAUGGAGACAUUCUACCCAUAGAUAAUUAGAUAAAAGAAUAAAACACAUUUUUCUUGAUAGCAAGAUGUCAAGUUUUAGAAUCAUUGUUAUUGAUAACAUUGAUUUGUUUGUUUGGCAUUGUAGUUUAAUCUGAAUUUGCCAUCUAAAUUUACCAAAUAAGCUGAUAUUCAUCAAUUCUAAAUUCAAAAUGUAAACCUGUAUGUAUAUAGUGGUUUCACUCUUAAUUGCUGGCUAUUUGUUAUGUGAUUCUUAUUGCAGCAAUGAAUGAUAAUCAUGUUUAUUUCAGUAAUGGCAUGUAAUGCAGAUAUAUUUAUUUAUUAGUGGCAUUAUAUAUCAGUGAUUUUCCAUUUAAACAGAACAGUUAGCCUUGCUUUUAUUGAGUUUCUUUUAUUAACAUCUGUGAUAAUGAAUUCUUUACAGUGCAUAAUGCUCUCAGGGUACUUACAACUUCAGUGUGGAUGUUGGUAUACAAUAAAGGCUGUGAUGAUAUAUAAACUCAUCAGUA